This is a messenger RNA of Phyllopteryx taeniolatus (common seadragon), 2478 nucleotides long. It is a transcript of the gene tob1a, whose product is annotated as transducer of ERBB2, 1a. Gene Ontology annotation, molecular function: transcription corepressor activity. Lineage: Eukaryota; Metazoa; Chordata; Actinopteri; Syngnathiformes; Syngnathidae. The transcript has 2 exons. The record is from RefSeq and is a predicted model, not a curated record. Gene Ontology annotation, biological process: regulation of gene expression. The coding region runs from base 473 to 1510 and encodes 345 amino acids. Gene Ontology annotation, cellular component: cytoplasm; nucleus.
CCAGGAGGGGACGAAGUCGCAGAACUCCCGAGAAGGAGGGAGCUACUCCGCCUAGCCUGCUGAAAAACACUCGAAAUCACCUUCCCAUCCAGAAACUCAAGCAAUCGGCAGUCCUCAAGACAUUUUUCAUUUACUGGAAUACUAUUUUUUUAAUUCUUAACAUAUUAUACUUGAAGAAAGUAUUGAUAGUUUUUUUUACCCCCUUACUAUUUGCACUAACAGUACUUCACAACUACUGAGAUCCUCAUCCCCCCGCUAAAAAAAUAAAGUUUCACACUGUGUGGAAAGAAAGCUCUUCUGCAAGUACUGCACUUUUACCCCCCGAACACAUUUCACCCACAUUUCGGUCCCUUAGGCCAUUCUGCCCGAAGAGCACCCGCGUUGCCAACCACGGCUAAACCAAGCAGACCCAGUAGACCCAUUGACACGCACGCCCAGUCUCCACUCACCUGGUAAAAGUCAGCAGUCAGCUAUGCAGCUUGAAAUCCAAGUAGCUCUCAACUUCAUCAUCUCCUACCUGUACAACAAGCUGCCCAGACGGCGGGUCAACAUCUUCGGCGAGGAGCUGGAGCGGCAAUUGAAGCAGAAAUACGAGGGACACUGGUACCCGGACAAGCCAUACAAGGGCUCGGGCUUCAGGUGCAUCCACGUGGGGGAGAAGGUGGACCCUGUGGUGGAGAAGGCAGCCAAAGAGAGUGGACUGGACAUCAAUGAUGUCCGCAACAACCUUCCCCAGGACCUCAGCGUGUGGAUUGACCCCUAUGAGGUCUCCUACCAGAUCGGGGAAAAGGGCCCCGUCAAAGUGCUGUAUGUUGACGACAGCAAUGAGAGCGCGGCGAGCAGCGGGGGGCUCGAUCUGGACAAGGAGAUCAAGAACAGUUUCAAUCCGGACGCGCAGGUGUUCAUGCCCAUCAAUGAGCCCAUAGGCGGCGGCGCCUCCCCGGGCUCCAGCUCGCCCUCUCCUCCUUUUGGCCACUCGGCGGCGGUCAGCCCCACUUUCAUGCCCCGCUCCACGCAGCCUUUAACCUUCACCACCGCCACCUUCGCCGCCACCAAGUUCGGCUCCACAAAGAUGAAGAGCAGCGGGCGCAGCAGCAACAACAACAACAACAACGGCACUAACGCCACGAACAAGGCGGCACGCACGUCUCCCACCAACCUGGGCCUGAAUGUGAACACUCUCUUGAAGCAGAAAGCCAUUUCCACCUCCAUGCACUCUCUCUACGGGCUGGGCCUGGGAACGCAGCCGCAGCCGCAGGCCAAGCCCUCGGCCCUGUCCCCCAACGCCAAGGAGUUUGUGUUCCCCAGCCUGCAGGGCCUGGGCACCCAGAGCACCCUCUUCCCGGGGGACAGCUCACUCGGUCUGGGCCCGCUUCAGUACAGCAACGCCUUCGACGUGUUCGCGGCCUACGGCGGCCUUAACGACAAGUCCCUGAUGGAUGGUUUAAAUUUCAGCUUGAGUAACAUGCAGUAUUCUAACCAGCAAUUCCAGCCAGUCAUGGCCAACUAGUACACCAAGCUAAUACUUCACACAGCAACGACCAGAUAAUGUGACCGCUAGUGGUGGUGGGAGAAGGAUGUCUGAAACUCAAAUGCACAUGUAGAAAAAAAAGAACAGAAUGUCAAGGUUAAUAGGAAAUGUGACGUCAACUAUAAGAUCUCAGUCACAACUCUUAAGAAUACGAGCCCGAGGGUGAACUACUUUGCCCCCUUGAGUUACAACUUUUCUUUUUACCCUCAGUGGUGACGCUUGUUGUACGAGAUGUCCAAGCUUGGUUACCUAAACAUCAACUUGCGUUAUUGUUAUUUCAUUUGCCAACCAAGCACAAAAUAUUUUUUUAUGUUACUGUUUAAGAUAUAUUUAAAUAAAAAAGACAAAAAACAAAACAAACAAAAAACAAAAACAAAACAAAAAAACACCACCACAAGUCAUGGCCUCUUUCAGUAUUUUGACAGAACUGGACAUUGCCAAUCUUUCAAGAAAUUGGCAAAGCUAAGUGGGAUUUUCUGGUCUUUUUUCUAAUUGUAUAAUUUAAUUUAGUACAGAGUUUGUAAAGUAUCAGAGUAUCUAUUGUUUCUACGACACGGUAUUGCAUUUAUAUCUUUUUACUACUUCAGUGAUCUGUGAUGGCUGCAGCAACUUUGUUUUCUUUUUUAUUGAAAUUAUAAAAAUGAAUUCAUCUUUCAAAAAAAUUGACUAUUGACUACUCUAAAGAUUGUGUACAGAAUAUUCCGUAGUGGUGGGAUUUAAGAAUAUUUGCUUUUUUGGCAGGAAAAAAACAGAGUUGUAUUUUCUGUUAAGAGUAAAAAAAGAUUUUUGCUAUAUUAUGGACAAAAUGUAAUCGUAUAUUAAUUUUGUACCUACAUCGUGCAAUACUUGAUAAAAACAACGGUAUAACAAAGUAUUCGGAGUCAGUGUCUUACAUGUUAACCGGAACUGAUAGUUUAUUAAGUUUGUAUUAAAAGGCUUGAAAAUAA